UGGCGGGCCAUUUCCGGUGGCCAAAUUCCGGGGCAGGAGGGCUGUCAGCGACCCCUUGCCUUCUAUGGGGGACAAGGCAGGCGUAUAGCAUGCUCAGCCCUCCCUCUCCUGCAGCCCCUUCCUUUCAGGCCGUUCAAGACCCUCAAAUCUGUCCGCUUCCUCGGACCUGGUCAGCUUGCAGCCAGGAGCACUCGAGACGUCAAGAGCCAGACGCCUGGGGACGUUUGCCCCAGGCCCCUGCCUUGCCUGGGACGCCCUGGCACUGGCACGUGCAUGACACCAUGGGCCUGCCGCUCCUGGUCCUGCUGCUCCCGCUGUGCUGUGUCUCUGGCCUGCCCUUCUACAAUGGCUUCUACUACUCCAACAGUCUCAAUGGCCGGAACUCGGGCAACGGCCACGGCGAAGGCAUCUUCAACGGAGUGAAGCUGGUGGUAGAGACACCUGAGGAGACCCUGUUCUCCCAUCGAGGGGCCAACGUGACCCUGCCCUGUCGCUACCGCUACGAGCCAGCCCUAUUCUCUCCACGGCCCGUGCGCAUCAAAUGGUGGAAGCUGUCGGAGAAUGGGACCCUGGAGCAGGACGUGCUGGUGGCCAUUGGGCGGAGGCACCGCUCCUUCGGAGACUACCAAGGCCGGGUGAACCUGCGGCGGGACAGGGAGCGGGAAGUGUCACUGGAGAUCCGGGACCUGAGGCUGGAGGACUAUGGGCGCUACCGCUGUGAGGUCAUUGAUGGGCUGGAGGAUGAGAGUGGCCUGGUGGAGCUGGAGCUGCGGGGUGUGGUCUUUCCUUACCAGCACCCCCGAGGGCGCUACCAGUUCAACUUCCAGGAGGCCCAGCGGGCCUGUGAGGAACAGGAUGCAGUGGUGGCCUCCUUUGAGCAGCUGUUCCGCGCCUGGGAGGAGGGCCUGGACUGGUGCAAUGCAGGCUGGCUGCAGGACGCCUCGGUGCAGUACCCCAUCACGCAGACCCGGCACCCCUGCGGCGGCCUGAGCCUGGCACCCGGCGUACGCAGCUACGGCCCGCGUCACCGCCGCCUACACCGCUAUGACGUGUUCUGCUUUGCGGCUGCCCUCAGGGGACAGGUGUACUACCUGGAGCACCCUGAGAAGCUGACGCUGGCAGAGGCAAAGGAGGCCUGCCAGGAAGAUGGUGCCCAGAUCGCCAAGGUGGGCCAGCUCUUUGCCGCCUGGAAGUUCCGUGGCCUGGACCGCUGCGAUGCUGGGUGGCUGGCAGAUGGCAGUGCCCGCUACCCAGUGGCUCACCCGCGUUCCAACUGUGGGUCUGUGGAGCCUGGUGUCCGAAGCUUUGGCUUCCCAGACCCACAGAGCCGCAACUAUGGCGUCUAUUGCCACCGCCCACGCUAGUACCCAGGCAUCAGCUUUGUGCCCACCCCUGCCUCCUCCCCUCACGGGCUGUAUUUAUUACAUAGUUCAUUUUCCCCUUGCAGGUUGGGGCAAUUUUCAUUUUGUUUUUAUACUUUUAAACUUCAAACAAAUUUGAA
Molecule: messenger RNA, 1501 nt
Organism: Phacochoerus africanus (Common warthog)
Lineage: Eukaryota; Metazoa; Chordata; Mammalia; Artiodactyla; Suidae
Gene: HAPLN3
Product: hyaluronan and proteoglycan link protein 3
Exons: 6
Coding region: 90-1364 (424 amino acids)
Biological process (GO): cell adhesion
Molecular function (GO): hyaluronic acid binding
Source: RefSeq, a predicted model, not a curated record